This is a messenger RNA of Vavraia culicis subsp. floridensis, 2502 nucleotides long. RefSeq lists its product as uncharacterized. The record is from RefSeq and is a predicted model, not a curated record. The transcript has a single exon. Lineage: Eukaryota; Fungi; Microsporidia; Pleistophoridae. Bases 1 to 2439 code for a protein of 812 amino acids.
AUGCUAUUAUAUUUCAUCAUAAUCACAAGUUCCUUUGUGGUUAUUAUUCUUAUUUGUAGGCCCAAAUUCAUCCAUAGGACAAGUACCAACGAUGCACUAGUAAAAAGAGUCAUACCAAUGGAUAGUGUUAGUGAUUGUGAAAUGGAUUACAGCGGUAUAACAGUUACUACGCCAGACUUAAAGGAUGCAGCCCUAAAAACUACUCCCAUAUCAAAUUUUAAUGAUAAUUUCUGGAAGGUUAAUGAAAGCGUUGACCAUAGCUUUCACACCAAUUAUACUGGAAUAGAUGAAAACUUCAAUAAUUCAUCCGAGUACAACGAUCUUUGGCGAUAUAACACAGAUAUUAUUCAUAAUCAUUCAAGCUACCAUAAUAGGAAACCAUCUAUUUAUGAAGAUUUGACAGAUGUUGGUGAGCGUUCUCAACCAAGAAAAUCUUGGCCUGAGUCAAAAGCCAUGAAAUAUCCUGUAAAACAGAGUUACAUAAACCAUACAAAUGAAAUAAAAUGGAAGGAAUUUAAAGUUUCACGGUAUGAUCAGCAAGCAAACAGUAAAAAAGAUAUAAUAUCAAAAACAGCAGAUGUUGAACAUGAAACGAGUGCUGGAACUGAGUGCAGUUUGGCAAAAUUAAGGGGUGAAACAACUGGGUUGAACAUGAUGAGCGAAAAUGUAACGAAUAAUGAUGAAAUUAAAGAUACAAGAAAUACGAAAGAUUCAACUUUGGACCAUAAUGUGAAUGUGCAUGCUGAGCAUCACGAUAAUUCUAUUCAAACUGGAAGAGAUAACCCCGAUAUAAACUGUGCUUCACAACCAAUAGGCUUAACUACCAGUGAUUAUGAGCAAGCAUCAGAUUCUAGAAAUGAUGAAAAGAAGGUACGCACUGAGAUUGUAGCAAAUAUCUCCGGUGCUGCGAAUCCAAGAGAAGCGCUAAACACGAAAAACAUUGAAACUACGUUGGGUGUAGAAAAUGUAUUGCAAGCUAAAAACGAAAAAGCGGAAAAAUCUACUAUCAUUGUCAAUAUAGCACCUGCAAACACUGCAAACACGGCAAACACUGAAAACACUGAAAACACUGAAAACACCGAAAACACCGAAAACACCGAAAACACUGAAAACACUGAAAACACUGCAAACACUGCAAACACUGCAAACACCGAAAACACCGAAAACACUGAAAACACUAGUGACACGAAAAAACCCUCACUUAUUGAUCAACCAUCGCUAGACGAACACGGUCACGAUAAAUAUAAGAGUCAACCGAUAGCUUCUGAAGUAGAAAAACCAGUCCAUGUUGAACCAAGUGGACCGGAGGACCGAUCAACAAUUUUAAAGGCAGGAGACCCUAUUGAUGCGAAGAUACCUGAUGGCCAGAAAAGCGGAAUUAGUGAAUAUGCUUGUAUUCCUCAAAAUCAGCUGCCAACACGUAAUUUGAAAGAUAGAAAGCAUUCGAUCAUGCAUAUAUUACGUUCUGAAGGCAAAGAUACGGCGGAGAAAACACUUAAGGAGCAAAUACUCGAAAAAAAGGCUCAGCUGAGAAAAAUAGAACCUAAUCGAUCAUCACAAGGAAAGUAUAAUGAAAACUCUACGAAUGACAUAGUUGAAGCUGCAAAAAAUCUCAUACAUGUGGAAAAGGAAAAAGAAAUAAUGAUCGACAAGAGAAAACCAGCAGAUUAUGGCUUUUGUACCAAGAGAGUAAGGGACGUGGAAACAUCAUCAUCUGAAAAUUGUGAGAAAAUUGGUAUAGAACAAAAUAGUAAUGUAGAAAGUUGCUGCGUGAAAAUGGUUCAUCCAGAUGUCGUUAAAAACGAAAUUCCUAUCUCAUACACCAGCAAUGAGGCGCACACCCAGACCAACGUUAAAAUGUGUGCCAGAGCCGAAGAAAUCUCGAAUAAUGUAGCAGAAGGCAACCACUCGAAUGCAGUAGCCCAGUAUCCAAGUUUAGUGGAAUUUUCUCAGACUUUUUCACCCAAUUCACACGAAGAUCCACUUCAAAAUAAAUAUAAUUUUGCGAAAAAACUUCAAAAGUUUGAGAUCAAUGAUAAACGCAAUGUUUCUACAAAGUCUGACAAAUUACAACCGAUACAUAACAUUCCAGUGUUCAUCUCUAGAAUAAUAUCACCAGAACUAUCGAAUCGCCAUGCUUUAGGUUCGUUAUCUACCAUUAUAGAGGAAUUCGAUGAAUAUGCGGUUAAUAAUCCAUAUUUUCUUGACUUCAUAAAAAACUACCUGAAGUCCAAUCAAGUGCUUGUUGGCCCGCUGGAUACUCUAAAAGUGAAAAAAAUCUUUGUUUACAGAAAAGAAAAAACGUGUGGACCUGUAGACCAAUACAAAUAUAAUGAUAAGAUCAACGAAGAAUGUAAAAAUAAACGAGUCGGAACUUAUAGAGACAAUGCAUACUUGGAAACAAACAAUACAAACGAAAUACAGACUUGGCUUUCUUGAAAUAUGUGUUAGUUAAAAUAUAGUUUUCUCCAAUUCUAUUCGUGAACUACAGUAGCAUUUCUA